AUGUCGUCAAGCGGCGAAGAAGCUUAUGGAGGCUAUGGAGCCGUGGGUAACAUUGACGAAUUUCUCGACGUUAUCGAUAGUCAAGGUACCUUUACACCACAUCGAGUUCAGCAGCCAGCCAACUUUUCCAGUCCUGCUCAAAAUCAGCACCAAAUGCAUGGCCAGCUUUCUACAGUUCAUACAAGUACUUCAAACGUUCGUUGGGAGCCUCCGCAGAUGCCUGCAGCCAUUAUGCCAUCAAGCCCAGUAGUCCCUGAAGAACCUUCAAGUCCAGAGGUUAGCAACAGCCCAAACGGAGGAAAUUUCACUCCAGCUCAUCAAGGGCGAAAAGGUUCUUCCGUACUUCUACAAAGUCCUUCCAUUUCGAAUGGCAGUCAGCAAAAUACAUUAAGCCCAAGAGUUGAAUCAGAUAUCAAUGAUGGUUCACCCACAGAUAGCCAGCAUUCAGAUGAAACAAGCGCUGUCGUAAUUCCAAGUGUUGAGUCACCAGAUGUCGAGAUUAAGGAAGAAUCCCAAGGCACACUUGAUCACGAUAGAAGCCAAGUGAUUUCAGACGAUAUGUACGACGCAAGCACUCAGGGAUCAAACCUUGCUCCGUCACAACAUUCCGAUAGGCAGCGUCCGUCUGUAUUCGGGACUCCAAAUAAUUCCAAUACUCACUUUGCUAGGACUUCCAGCCACUUUCAGACACCAAAACCAUCAUGUCAAACGAAGCAGCCAGACCCAGCCUCAGUCAGAUCCGACUCUGACGAUGACUGCUUUAUUACGGAUGUCAGAGAGGCACGUCCUGGAGGAAGCAGAGUGCCUGUUAUGAAAGAUAGGAGCCCCGUCGUUAAGGAUGAGCCAGUACUAGAUCCACCAGCCAGAUUUAGCACCCUGGAAGUUGACAACGGUAACUUCGAGAGAGGCAUGAGCACUUUCGAGUUUGAUCGGGAACCAAGUCCAACUGAAGAAGAAAUGCUCGCGGCUCAAGCAACAAUCAUUCCUCCAGCUGCUCAAAGUCCUGCCGAAGACAUACGCACUCCUAGAUCAACAAACGAGAGUAGAAAGAGACACCGCAACAGCAUAGCAUACUCUGAAGAGCAAGUGGAGAUUGAUAAUGCUAUGCAAGUCAAUGAAGAUGACGAUAAUUGGAUGCACGCACAAGGAAAUGAUGGCGAUGAGUUUCAAGAGGAGUAUGAGAAUCUCGUGAUUUUACGAGAUGCCUUGAACAAUGAUAUGAGGAGAAAAGGAAAUCUCAGUCUCGAUGAGAACGCUGACCUCAUCAGAAUCAAUAACACUCUUGCAAGGUUGGGUCGCCUAAAUGCUGCCAAAGCUAGAGCGGCCGAAGAUGAGGAUGAUGAAGAAGAUACACUCUUCAUCCCGGAAACACAUCGACGAGUGCCAAAUUUUGUUGAUAAUGGCGAAGGUCCGUCUUCAAGACGUAACGACGAAAAUGAGAAUGUGGAUGAUGAUGUAGGCCUUGCUAGGAUGCUACAGGAGGAAUUUGACCGCAGUUUUGACGAUGCCCCUGCCAAUAAACGCAAGCCGAAGAAAACACGUCGAGCACCACCCAAAAACGCUCGAGAAUUUGCCGCAAGAGGAGAGGAGAGAAGAAUCGAAAAAGAAAGAGCCAAGGCGCAGAAGAAAAAGGCUGCGGGAGGCGGGAAAGGCAGGAAGGCCGAGAAAGCUAAGGCCGUACGAAAAGGCAAAGGUAGAGGCAAGGAGAAAGGAAAAAAUUCCCAAAAGGGAUCUGUGAAUGUUGAUAAAGGCAUGAGAGACGCUCGAUUCAUGGGCCGUCGCGGAGGUCAAGACGACAUUGGACAGUUGAUCCUCGAUGAUCUUAUGAAUUGUGAUGCGAUCGGAGAUCGUCUCCAAGACCCUGUCUUCAAUAUUGCGCCAGAGCCAGAAAUCGACGGUAGAACUCGGACCAAAGCCUCUCAGCUUCAACAAUUGUUCGCCAACAUUCCUGAAGGUAGUAGCAAAAGUAAAGGAAAAUCUGACAAGGCAAAACUUUUGCAAGCUUCUCGCAGUUUCGGUUAUGCACAAGUUAAGGCUGUUAGUGGCAAGUGGCUCGUGAAGGGAAUGAGAUCGACCUUGUACCAUCAUCAACUACUUGGCGCGCAGUGGAUGGUAUCGAGAGAAUUGAGUUCUGAGCCGCCUCAUGGUGGUUUACUUGCCGAUUCGAUGGGUCUUGGUAAGACCGUACAAACUCUUGCUUGCAUGGUUGGCAAUCCACCCACCAAGGAAGAUCGAGAACGUGGGGUAACAGCAACAUUGAUCGUUGUACCAUCUUCGGUCAUUAGUCAAUGGCUAGAAGAGAUUGAAACCCAUGUCGAAUGCAAGAAAGUAUGUCCAAAGUUUAUGCAGUACAAGGCAUCGAUGCAUAUACCUGACGCCGUCUUGAAGGAUCUGGAUAUUGUCGUUACUUCCUACACCGAGGUCAUGAAGCAGUUCCCGUUCCCUGACCGCAAGGGUCGAGAGGAUAUUGCUAGAUAUGGGUAUAAGAAAUGGUGGAAAAACGCCCAUGAAGAGCUUGGUGCUCUCCACAAAAUCAACUGGCGAAGAGUCGUUCUUGACGAAGCCCACGCAAUUAAGAACAACUCUGCCAGAACAAGCUUGGCUUGCCAAAAUUUGAAGAGUGUUUAUCGCUGGUGUUUGACCGGUACUCCACUUUUAAAUAGGCUUGAAGAUUACGCUAUGAUGCGUCGUACUAUGAAGACCACCAUCCUUAAUCGACCAAUCAUAACGCUCCCUAAGCCCCACCCUGUUAUGCAACAGCUCAAUUUCUCCCGAGAAGAGAGAAUCAUUUAUCGAAUUACGGAAAGCCGCUUCCGUGCCAACCUUAAUUUAUUUCUGGCCAACGGCACUGCCCAGCGCGCCUAUGGAGUCUUGUUCGUUCAACUUCUUCGUCUUAGACAAUGCACUUCUCAUCCAUUUAUGCUUGAACGUACAAUGAGAGAAUCCUGGACCACCGAAGACGUCGAGCAACUUCGGAGGGAGCUUGGCAAAUUUGCUGAUAGCAAUAUAACAUUUUACGAGCAAUGCAAAAUAUGGGUUACUCAAAGUGAGGAAGAGAGAGCGGAAGCUAUAGCUAAAGGUGAAAAAGGAGCUGAGGCUAUUCCUUUUGGUAUUUCCAAAUUUGGUGAAAGUUUCAAAUUCGAUAGUGCUUUGGAUUCGCUCAACGAGGAGGAGCUUUACACUAGAAUCACUUGUCAUCUUUGCUCAGAUGUUCCGAAUGAGCCUAUAAUUACCACCUUCAAUGUUUGUCCCAAAUGUGAUAGCAUCUUCACCUCCGUCGAGCCAUAUACCGAUCUCGAGAUUCCUGAUGACGAAAACAUGGACUCUAGCCCAAGCCAGACUGCAGAAUCCGAAGGCUCAUUCCGGAGCAACAAACGUCAAAAGUCUUCUGACGAUUUCUCUCGUCGUUCACGCAGGUCUGUGAGCAAAGGUGUGGAUGCGCUUGGUUUUGAACCGUCCACCAAGGACAACACCUGGGUCACGAGAUCAGAUCAUGAUCCAGCAUUCCCACUUCUUCCAAGUGCGAAGACCACGGCUUUGAAGGCGUUAUUGUUGAAAGGAUUUGAAGAAGCACCUGAUGAUAAGGUGGUUAUUUACGUCCAAUUUCGCACUCUGGCGCGGAUCAUCGGCCGUAUGUGCGCAGCCGAAGGUUGGGGCUUUUUGUACCUGACAGGCGACGCAUCACUUGAGCACCGAACCAAAGCCGUCAAAGAAUUUCGCAUUCAAGAUAACAUACAAAUUCUGAUUGCCGGUCUGAAAUGCGGUGGUCUCGGUCUCAAUUUUCCAUUCGCCAAUCGAUGUAUUUCACUUGAUUUGUGGUGGAACUACGGCGUGGAGCAACAAGCUUUUGGUCGGAUCUUCCGCAUUGGUCAAAACAAAGAGACGUGGAUGACUCGACUCGUCGUUCGCAAUUCCGUCGAUAUGCGAUUGCUGGGUAUGCAGGACUGGAAGCUCAGAGCAUGUGAAAAAGCAAUUGAUAAUAAUGGACAAAGUGGUGCGAGUGGUAGUGGUGGAGGAACGUUGAAUUUAAGCCAGUUGGCUAGAUUGUUUGGUUUUUUGAGGACAGAUGAGGAUGAUAAUCUUUUACGUAUCGAACCGGAUUAUGAGGAUGAUCAUGAGGAUGAGGGAGUUAUUGGCUCGGGAGCUUCGCAGCAGGCAUCGUCGGGUAGUUGGAUGGAUUGA
Messenger RNA from Sclerotinia sclerotiorum 1980 UF-70, 4182 nucleotides. RefSeq lists its product as hypothetical. Lineage: Eukaryota; Fungi; Ascomycota; Leotiomycetes; Helotiales; Sclerotiniaceae. The record is from RefSeq and is a predicted model, not a curated record. The transcript is spliced from 5 exons. The coding region runs from base 1 to 4182 and encodes 1393 amino acids. Gene Ontology annotation, molecular function: ATP binding; ATP-dependent chromatin remodeler activity.